This is a messenger RNA of Oryzias melastigma (Indian medaka), 1966 nucleotides long. It is a transcript of the gene atp6v0b, whose product is annotated as ATPase H+ transporting V0 subunit b. The record is from RefSeq and is a predicted model, not a curated record. The coding region runs from base 194 to 829 and encodes 211 amino acids. Gene Ontology annotation, molecular function: proton-transporting ATPase activity, rotational mechanism. Gene Ontology annotation, biological process: proton transmembrane transport. Gene Ontology annotation, cellular component: proton-transporting V-type ATPase, V0 domain. NCBI's taxonomy places the organism in Eukaryota, Metazoa, Chordata, Actinopteri, Beloniformes, Adrianichthyidae. The transcript is spliced from 8 exons.
GCAGCCUCCAGUCUCUGGUCACAUGCUAGUCGAACUGGAUCAGCUGACUUCAACCUCCUUCUCCUUUACGAGCUCGUCCUCCUCCUGCACCGACAGCUCAUAUAUUUUUACAAAUAUCAUCAGUAAUUUCGGAUAAAUUGCGGAUUCGACCCUCGACUAUCUUGCUGUCUCAGCAAGCCAGCUGACCGCUUCGAUGCUGCUGGAGUGGAUGAUGAACGGACACGCCAUUCUUUACACGGGGGUCACUUUGGCCUUCUGGAGCACCAUCCUGAUUGUCGGUAUCUGCUACACCAUCUUUGACCUGGGAUUCCGCUUUGAUGUAGCAUGGUUCCUGACGGAGACGUCUCCCUUCAUGUGGGCUAAUCUCGGCAUUGGUCUGGCCAUCUCUCUGUCCGUGGUUGGGGCGGCGUGGGGCAUCUACAUCACCGGCUCCAGCAUCAUCGGGGGUGGGGUUAAAGCUCCUCGCAUCAAAACCAAAAAUUUGGUCAGCAUCAUUUUCUGUGAAGCUGUGGCCAUCUAUGGGAUCAUCAUGGCCAUCGUCAUCAGUAACAUGGCUGAGAGCUUCAGCGGGACGACCCCAGAGACCAUCGGAGCGCGGAACUAUCAAGCUGGUUACUCCAUGUUCGGGGCGGGUCUGACGGUGGGCUUUUCCAACCUCUUCUGCGGCAUCUGCGUCGGCAUCGUGGGCAGCGGGGCGGCUCUGGCCGACGCCCAGAACCCCAGCCUGUUUGUGAAGAUCCUCAUCGUGGAGAUCUUCGGCAGCGCCAUCGGCUUGUUCGGCGUCAUCGUAGCCAUUCUGCAGACAUCCAAAGUAAAGAUGGGCGACUAGAAGAUCCAUUCACUGAAAAAAAAAAAAACCUGCUGGAAAUAUAAAAUGGAUUAUUGUGUAAAUACGUAAAUUAUUGAAAUGCGUCUGGUUGUUUUUAACCAUCAUUCAGAGGUUCACAGUUACUCAGAGAAAGUUUCUCCUUUUGGAGAUCUGACCUGGCGUCUCCUGACCGUCCUGUCAGGUUCUUCUGGCUCGUCCUCGUGAAUGAUGGUUAAAAAUGAGGUUUGUGACUCUUGUGUGCGUGGUGCUCUCUUUCUUUUUCCAUCCUGUGAGGCAUGAGAACAUUUGCUGUUGUGCUUGAAGGUCUGUGUGUAGAAAACUGUGACAUUGUGUGUUGUUGGAUCAUGAGUUGCAGCGCGGUGGACUGGAUGACCUUCAGACGCUGGAAACGUUCUUAUCCCGUGUUUAGACUAGGACGAGUCGUGUGGCGGCCCGGUCAGUGUUUCUGAUCCGACCCACAAAUUAUGUCAGAAUCCGGAUCUUUUGCUCUUUAAUGGAUCAAAAAUUCCAAGUCAAGUUUUCUUUACUGAGAACGUCCGACUGUCAUCUCACGUUAUGGAGGUCAUCCUGCAGGAAUCUUCAUGUUUGUCUUCCUGAAGUGUGUCGCUUUAAAUCUCCACAAGAAGCUUUUUAAAUUAAAACUGUUGUGGAUUUGUCCCUCCAGCCGAUUCUCAAACCUGCAGCCGCACACGUGUCUGAUGUUUGCUUCACGGUUUUAACAUUCCUGACAGACGUGUCAAACUGAUCUUUGAGUGUAAACGGGCUCCAGCAUUUCUUUGGUUCUGUCUGGAUUUGGUUCUGAAGUAUUCCCAUCUGACCGUCAUAAAGGAUGAAAAGUGUUCGUGAUGAAACUGAAAAACGUGAUUUUUGUCUUUAAUGGAAAUGAAAAACCGCCUGAUGGAAUUCUUGGUCUCGACUCGUCAUUCUGCUCGAAUCCUGACGUCACUGCAGCUUCACUGAAGGUGUUGGUGGGAGACCUUCAGAACAGGCUGGAACUCGCUGGACCGGUCCUGAAGAGGUUCUGCAGAUGAUGCUGUUUGUGUAACACGUUGUGGUCCAACAAUAAGUUGUUUUUUUUUUUUGUGGUUUUAUUUGUGCGUCAUAAAUGCCUUUAAAACAAUAAAUGGUUCUUUCAAA